AUGUACAGAGGAGACAAGAAAGAGAACCGUUUCCUUUCCAAGAAAUCUCUGGAUGACAAAGUUGUUCACACGCCAAAAAGCGAAAUGAAUCGGGUGAUGUUAUUUUUUUUUUCACAGAACCAUUUCCAUUACCAGAAAUGUCUUGAUGAUAAAGAUGUUCACACGCCAAGACCCGGUCCGGGAGCCUUGUAUACCCGGUGGGGUAGAACAAAAUGUCCACGUAAUUCCAGUCUGGUAUACGAUGGUGUGGUUGGUGGAACAGCGUGGAACGAAACAGGCGGCGGAAGUAAUCUCUUAUGUCUACCUAACGACCCCAUUUGGGCAAAUUACAAUGGAGGAGUAACACAUUGGGGUCACAUAUAUGGCAGUGAAUAUCAAACAUAUUCCUCUGCGAAAAAAUACUUUUCUUUUGCUAACGCUGAAUCACUUCAUGAUCACAACGUUCCGUGCGCUGUCUGUUUGACACGACAACCUGCUGUUGUUAUGAUGUUACCAGCCAGGACAAAGUGUUACCCUGGUUGGACAGCUGAGUAUUCAGGAUAUUUGAUGACCGAGCAUUAUAGUCAUAAGGGCAGACAUGAAUAUGUGUGUGUGGAUUAUGCACCAGAAGCUGAUCCAGCGGGUUACAGAGACGAAGAUGGAGCUUCAUUAUAUUUUGUGAGGGGAAUUUGUGGUUCAUUGCCAUGUCCACCGUAUGUCUAUGGUCGCGUAUUAACCUGCGUUGUGUGCAGUAAAUAUUGAAGCGAAUAUAUUUGAAUUUGCUUCUCUAUGAAAACUUAUGUUAACCAAUUACAAGACAUAAUAUAAUAUCAUAAAACAAUAUAGACAUUUUAAAUUCUGUUUGAUAAUAUUUUAUCGAAGUUAUAUAAUCGUUAAAAUACUCUGCGCUACUAGUUAAC
Octopus sinensis (East Asian common octopus) is the source of this 899-nucleotide messenger RNA. RefSeq names its product short-chain collagen C4-like. NCBI's taxonomy places the organism in Eukaryota, Metazoa, Mollusca, Cephalopoda, Octopoda, Octopodidae. The record is from RefSeq and is a predicted model, not a curated record. The transcript has 5 exons. Bases 1 to 741 code for a protein of 246 amino acids.